UCGGCGGGCUGGGACGCUCCUGGGACGCGCGGUGCUCGCCAUCGCCCUCUCCACGGCGGCGCCUGGCGAAACCGCAGUUGCUCGAGGUGGGAGAGUUUCUGCAAUUAUGACCCAACUUAAAGGCACAUCCUGGUUACCUGUGCAUCCUGAUUGGUUCCCAGUCUUCUCUUCACAUGACUUCCACAGAUGUUCCCAAGGGCUGUGACUCCCAGGUUGUGGCGGUGUUGCGCCCUGGUUCCUGACACACAUCCCUGAGGUGGGUCCACCUUCCUACAAGAAGAAAAGUUUGGUGGCGAAUUAUCCAGCAACAACAGGAGUUGCAUCCGUUCCUAACAUAACAUUUAAAAGCCAUGGCCUCGGAGGAAAUUAAACUAACAAAGACUGCCCACAGCGAGGCUCUGAGCGCUCAAGUUGCAGACAAGAAGAAGGGAGGCAAAUUUCAGCCUUUUAAGAAGUUGUUUGGCAAAAAGAAAAAGAAAGGCACUCUGUUGUCUCGGGAGGAAUCGGCUGGGAGGCAGAGUCACACGGCCCAGAGUGCAGGCAAUGGGACCUUCUCUUCGGAUGAGGAAACCCUGGAGAACAAUCUGAGGUCCUUCAACUAUCCCAUGGGAGCACGGGCGUUCUCCCAUGACAGUAUUUUUAUCCCUGAUGGGGGAGCAGAAAGUGAGCAGACAGUUCAAGCAAUGUCACAGGACAACAUCCUGGGCAAAGUCAAAACUCUUCAGCGACAGUUGGGCAAGAAUAUCAAGUUUGGGCAGCGGCCAUCUAAUGCCAUUCCCAUGAAGAAGGCAGGCAGUGCUAGCUCAGAGGAGGACCUCGUUGUCACCAGCCCCAUGGAGAUUGUGACUCUGCAGGAUAGCGUCCUCUCAGACACCGAGAACAAAUCCAGUGAUACACCAAGUUCCUCAAGUCCUCUGAAUCUACCUGAAGCCGGAAGUGACAUGGAAGAGAAGGUUGUUCCAGUUAAACCCUCUCGGCCAAAAAGGCUCCUGCCUUCUGCCGGCACCAUUGAAAGCGUCAACCUCGACGCCAUCCCCCUGGCUAUCGCUCGUCUGGACAACAGUGCUGCCAAGCACAAACUCUCCGUGAAGCCAAAAAACCAGAGGGUGUCAAGGAAGCACAGGUGGCUUGCCCAGGACCGACAGAAUGAACCCGGCAGCUUUGAGAGGCAGUCCUCCCUGGACCAGAACGGGCAGCUAGGAGAAGACAAGCACAUUUGGCACGGAGAGGAAGCGGAACCUUUGGAGUCGCACGAAGAGAAAAGACUGCAGGAAGAGUAUUGGCGGGAACUUGAAGCCAAGUGCAAAAGGCAAAAAGCCGAAGCCGCUGAGAAGAGGCGCCAGGAAGAGCAGAGGCGGCAGGCGCUGGAGAGGAGGCUUUGGGAGGAGAGCCUCCGACAGGAGCUGCUGGAGGAGGAGGAAGAGGAGGAGGGCGAGGGGCUGGCCGUGCAGCUACAGGCAGGGAAGGCUGCAACAGAGGAAGGGUGGCAGUCUGGUGCAGAGGAACAGCUCUGUGCAGAUCAAGAGCUGGGGGAAGCCGACGACCCCGCCCGCCUGGAGGCAGAAGAGCGCAGGCGUGAGCAGGAAGAGGCCGAGAGGCAGGCGGAGAAACUGAGGCAGCGCGAAGCCGAGGGGCAAGAGGAGGAAGUAAAGCAGCGCGAGGCCGAGGGGCAGGCAGAGAAACUGAGGCAGCUCGAGGCCGAAAGGGAGGAGGAGGAACUGAAACAGCGCGAGGCCGAGAAGGAAGAGGAGAAACUGAGGCAGCGCGAGGCCGAGAGGCAAGAGGAGACACUGAGGCAGCGCGAGGCCGAGAGGCAGGAGGAGGAACUGAGGCAGCAGGAAGCUAAAGGGCAAGAAGAAGAAGAAAGGCAACGCGAGGAGGCUGAGAGGCAGCGCGCCCAGGAGGAAGAGGCCAAGAGGAUGCUGCAGAAGGAGGAGGAGGAGGUCAUGGAGGAGGAGGAGGAGGAGGAGGCCAAGCACAUAGAAGAGCUGAAAGGUCGGGGAAGGGAGGCACCAGAGCCGCCGGUGGAGGAAGGUCCGCAGAGUCCGGAAGGAGAGAGCCAGCCUUGGCUAACGGGCGACGCUGACCAGCAAAGCCCGCUGCAGCGGGACCUUGAGCAGCCAGGGGACCGGGAAGACCUGGAAUCCGCAGGGCAAAGCGAGGUCGCGGAGGAGCCGAGAGGAGGGGUAGAGCCGGCCAGGGCCAGCGAGCCAGCAGAGCCGAGCGGAGACUUGGGCGCGCGGUGCGGUGGUGUAGAUGUGGAAGGGGAAGAAGCCUCUCAGAUAGACAAUCCCCAGCCGCAAGAGAGACAGACGGAAGGAACACCGGCCCUGGAGGAGAAGGAAGCUACCGCUGCAGACAUCGACCGAAAGGUGGAGGAGCUCCGGUGGCAGGAGGUGGACGAGCGGCAGACCAUGCCCCGGCCCUACACGUUCCAGGUUUCCUCCGGGAGCAGGCAGAUUCUCUUCCCCAAAGUCAACCUGAGCCCGGUGACACCCGCCAAAGACGCGAGCCUGGCCCCGGCGACCCAGGAAGCGCCCAUGCCCCGCGGGGCCGCCCCGCACGCCCUGCCCUCGGCGCUGAGCAUCCCACACACGGCCAUCCUGGUCACCGGAGCGCAGCUCUGCGGCCCGGCGGUCAACCUGAGCCAGAUCAAGGACACGGCGUGCAAGUCCCUCCUGGGCCUGUCAGAAGAAAAGCGCCCGGUGGACGUCCCCACGGCGGAGCCCAGGGCCGGCGGCGGCAAGUCCAGGCCUGCCCCCGAGUCACCGAGCAAUGCGGCAGCGCUAGCCGAGUGGGCUUCCAUUCGAUCCAGAAUCCUGAAGAACUCGGAGGGCGACCAGCGUGGCGACAGAGAGGCGGCUAGAGCCGGGGACGAGCCAGCGCCCCGAGCGAGGUGCGAUUCCCGAGGGAACGUGCGCAGGACGCCGCCAGUCAACGCCAAGUUCUCCAUCAUGCCGGCCUGGCAGAAAUUCUCGGACAGCGGCGCAGAGACCUUCAAACAGAGCCUGGAUGGUGAGAUCCUAAGGAAAAAGCCAGGGCCAGCGCCCAGCGAAGAAACGCCACCCCAGCCUCUGCCUGCAGCGGCUCAGCCAGAGGCAAGCCAGGAACCACAAGACACCACGGACGGAUGCAAAUUUGCCAAAGACCUUCCAUCUUUCCUCGUGCCAGGCCUGCCUUCUCCGCAGAAAGCUGCGUCCCGCACAGAGUCCAUGACCACUUUGGACAGCGAGCUCACGAGUGACGUAGGAAACCCCGACCCUGCGAUGCCAGGAGGCGAGGAAAAGGCCUCACCCUUUGGAAUAAAAUUGAGAAGGACCAACUACUCCUUGCGCUUCCACAGUGACCAACAGGCCGAGCAGAAGAAAAAAAAGAGGCACAGCAGCACAGGAGACAGUGUGGAUGGGGCCACCCUUGCAACUGGGAGCACCCCUGGAGAGAGGGAGCCUGAAGUCAUGAUCCUCAAGCACGGCCCAUCCCUUCCCCAGGAGAGAAAGCCGGCCCUAGCCCCUCGGAAGGACUCUGCUGAAAGCCAUUCUAGCGCUCACCAUGUUGCCGUAGGCCAGCCUGGGCUACCACCGGCCGGUGGCCAGACCCCAGCUCCAGAGCAAGACAAGGCAGCAAGCAAAAUGCCACCCAUGCAGAAGCCAGCCCUGGCCCCCAAGCCUGCCAGCCAGACCCCACCGUCGUCCCCUCUCUCCAAACUGAGCAGACCCCACAUAGUGGAGCUGCUCGCUAGGCGAGCUGGGAAGCCCGACUCUGAGCCCAGUGAGACUGCUAAGGAGAACCAGGAGGGCAGUGAUAACCAGACGCCCUCGCCAGCGCCAGCACUGCCGGAGGAGCCGAAGCUGCCGCCGAAGAGGGAUGAGAAAGAUGUGUCAGAAAAGAAGCCGGCGUCCCCGCCUCUGCCUGCCAGCCAGCAAGACAGACCGUCCCUAACUCCUGAAACAGGUAGAAAAGAGAAGCCGGUGCUUCAGAGCAGGCACUCUCUAGAUGGCUCCAAGCUGACAGAGAAAGUCGAGACCGCUCAGCCCCUGUGGAUAACGUUGGCAUUGCAGAAGCAAAAGGGAUUCCGUGAGCAGCAGGCCACCCGGGAGGAGAGGAAGCAGGCGCGGGAGGCCAAGCAGGCAGAAAAGCUCUCCAAAGAAGCCGUCAGUGUCAGCCUACAGCCUGGAAGCAGUCGGGUAAGCAAAGCUGGCUCCGUACCCAAGCCCGCUACUGCUCCAUCUGACGAGAAAAAGCCGGAAACGGCCGUGUCCAGGCUCCAGCGCAGAGAACAGCUGAAAAAGUCCAACACUCUUCCCACGUCUGUGACAGUGGAGAUCUCAGACUCUGCACCCUCAGCACCACUGGUAAAAGAGGUCACCAAGAGGUUCUCCACCCCGGACGCUGCCCCCGUGUCCACAGAACCUGCCUGGCUGGCUUUGGCCAAAAGAAAAGCAAAAGCCUGGAGCGACUGUCCACAAAUUAUUAAGUAAACAGUGACUUUUAUCCAUUUCCGUGGCCAGUCGUUGGCUCUUCUCGUGCCCUUUUUAUUUAUUUAUUUUUUAUAUGAGGUAACGAAACCAGGCUAGGGGCAAGCAGCAUGCUUUCUAGGCUCUAAAAUAAUGUUGAGAAACGGAACUGGCGGUGUUCGUUUGUAACGAGUGUAUUUGCACAACCCUGGGUCCUGGUGCCUUGAGCUCCCCCUUGUUCUCAAGAGACAGUUUUGUUUGAGGGACCACAUGAAGCAAAACCUGCAAAUGAGAGGUCCUCAGGAGAGCAGCCGUGCUCGCCCAUGGCCUUCAACACAUACACACUCACGCACCAUUUCAGAAUACGUCCUUUUGCCAAUCUUUCUAAGUUUUUUUUUUUUUUU
Apodemus sylvaticus (European woodmouse) is the source of this 4858-nucleotide messenger RNA. It is a transcript of the gene Cracd, whose product is annotated as capping protein inhibiting regulator of actin dynamics. The record is from RefSeq and is a predicted model, not a curated record. Lineage: Eukaryota; Metazoa; Chordata; Mammalia; Rodentia; Muridae. The transcript has 13 exons. Gene Ontology annotation, biological process: maintenance of gastrointestinal epithelium; negative regulation of barbed-end actin filament capping. The coding region runs from base 351 to 4478 and encodes 1375 amino acids.